CCCCCGGUAGUAGUUGUUUCAAUUGUGAAAAUCAUCAACUGAGAUAUAUAGAGCCGGGGGGUGGAAUAUGAUUCUGACAGUAAUUGUUUAAAAUUUGGGAAGACAAUAUGGCGCAUUAUACAAACAGCUCAAAAUCUAUUAUAAAGUUACAGGUAUAGAAUUUAAAAUUUCCAUCAAUAUUUUUCACGUUAGUUCGGCAUUUUGACGCAAUUUCUUUGAUUUUAGGCACUGAUUCGUGGCUAUUUAGUGAGAAAGAAAUUUUCGCAGUUGAAAUGGGACUACAACGAAAUUGUCAAAUGUUUUGAAGGGAAUUGUGUAAAAGUCAGAUGGAAAAAUGACUCGAAACUUUGCUCGCCGAUUGUGGAUCGUGAAUGUUCUGUUACUAGGCAAGGAGUUAAUGUAUUAACUGAUGAUGUACGGCAGAAAAGCAGCUGUGAAAAAAUUGAUUUAAGCUUAGGGAAUGAACUAAAAGAUACAACUUGUGCAAAUGAUAUUGUGAGCUCUGUAAAUUGCAGCAGUAAAACUAUGCCUAAUGUCGAAAGCACAAAUAAACUAAGUACUUCUACUCCCACUGAAAGUCCUAUUAACAAUUGGCCAUCCAAAGAUUAUCUUACUAGUAAUUUAGACCAAGGUUUAAAUGAGGGUUUGCAGUCAACAUGCAACUCCACAGGCAAAACUACCAAUACAGUACCUCUAGAAAGCAGUAGCACCAAGACUAUAAAUCAUCAAACGACAGCACAGGAAAAUGCUGAUCAAGUUAAGACAGACGAGAAGAGACGGACAGAUAUUGUCAACAUAGAAAACUGCAAUGGCCCCAAUAAAGGUAGCGAGACAUUAUGUGGUGUUAUACCCACCCAGCCAUUGGAUAACUUUUGGAUACCACACCCCCUCCCAAGAGGUUUUUUCAAUACACCCCCCCCCAAAAAAAAAAAAUAACAAUCUGAGCAAAACCUUUGAGGUCUUGAAAAAUUUUGGACAAUUUCACAAACGUCCAGAAACAGAACGGUGUUCAGGUCUUGUGGUAUGACGUAUGAUUGACAACAAUCCUCUAUUUUGGGUGGCAAAAAUAUUUUAUUCAAACAGCUACAAAGCCGUGGAGUAUUACAACUCUUCAAAAUGCUCAAAAGCAACAGUCAGUACCACAAUCAGUGCCACGAUCAUUCUUUGACGCCAUGUUUGCCUUAAUCAACUAUUUUUAAUUUGCCACCCAAAAUGGAGGACAUCAGCAAAUACGUGUCGUGACCCGCAAGAGUCCACAUGGCUUGAAAUAACAGCCGAUCAUAGAUCGGCAAGAAAUUGCAUAUGAUCGGCAGAAAAGUAGGGUUUCCAACCUGAAAAGGCAGGGAAAGUCACGACUGCCAAUCAUAACUUUGGGAAUGUUGUUUCAAGCCUUGGUCCAUUAGGAUUUUCAAUAUGUCUCUUCCAUGUUUAAUGAGAUAGCAGCUGCAAGGGAGACUGUUGGUAAACCUUGUUUUUCUACACUUCAGAUCAAAUAUUGUACCCCAGUGACAAGAUGUCCCUGGUCAAACUUCGUGAAGAUUUGACAAUGGAACUACUCUGGAUAGAGCAAGCAAUUGAAAGUAGAAUAAAUGUAAGUAUGCCUUACUGAAUGUUAUUUGAAUCCAUCAUAGCCUACCAAAGUACAGACUAUGCAACAUCUAGUCACACUGACGUCUUUUCAUUUGCAAAUACUGUUUUCUAUUCCAUUGCACAGUUUGAGGGGAGGGUGUCAUGUUUCAGGAAUGGCCUAGGUGCUGAAGGCUGAAAACCAAAAGUUGAUGUUAGCCAUUUUUUUGUUUUAGUAUUUGGCUAUGAAAGAGAAUAUGGACAAACAAUUGAACAACUAACUUAUACAGUCAUAAACAUGAAGGCCACACAACUGUUACUGUACAGUUAUUAAUUUAUGAAGCAUUAGUGUUUUAUUAAAUUAUCCAUUUUACCAUGGAAAUAACCAUUUAUUGAACUUUGCCAAUAAACAUUAAAACACAGAAAAAACAUAUAUGGACAAUGGCAGGGAACACGCUACA
This is a messenger RNA of Paramuricea clavata, 2027 nucleotides long. NCBI's taxonomy places the organism in Eukaryota, Metazoa, Cnidaria, Anthozoa, Malacalcyonacea, Plexauridae. The record is from the annotation of a GenBank genome assembly.